CCAGGAUCCAGGACCCAAGAUGGGGGUCCGAGGUCUGACCACUUUGUUGGAGAAUCACCAGGGGAUCUACCGGGGCGUCCAGUUCAGGGAGAGCCGGCUGGUGAUCGACGGUUCAAACCUCCUCUUCAAUCUGUACUUCAACUCCGGUCUGGACCAGAACCACGGUGGGGAGUACGCUUCAUUUGAGGUCCUGAUUAAGAAGUUCAUCAAAGCCCUCAGCGACUGCAUGAUCUCUCCGUACGUGGUUCUGGACGGAGGCUCGGACCACACCGACAAGAAGCUCCAGACGGUGAUUCUGAGAGUCGAAGAACGGAUCAAGAAUGCCCACAAAGCGGCAGAGAGCAACAGGCCGAGAGACGUCCUGCCUCAGCUGGCAAAGCUGGUGUUCAUCCAGACUCUGGACCGGCUGGAGGUCCCGCUGGCUCAGUGCUACGGAGAAGCCGACCAGGAGAUUGCCGCCCUGGCCCGGGAGUGGAGUGUCCCGGUGCUCUCCGGAGACAGCGACUUCUACAUCUUCGACCUGCCGGCGGGGCUGCUGCACUUCUCUCACUUCCAGUGGGAGAAGGUGCAGCAGAGGAGCGGCGGGCUACAACACAUCCAAUGUAAGAGCUACAACACAUCCAAUUUCUGCAUGUUCUUCAGCCUCCAGAAGCAGCUGCUGCCCGUCUUCGCCGCCUUGGCCGGAAACGACUACGUCAACCUGAGGAAGGAGUCGUCCGUCAGCUGGACUCAGUUCGCCCCGGAAAAGAGCAACAUGGAGGGGCUGCUCCGCUGGCUGAGAGGCUUCCACCGGCCUCAGGACGCCUUUGAGGCGGCGCUGGGGCUGAUGGGAGAUCUGAGCAGCACAAGAAAAGAAGAGCUGCUGAAGAACUUGUAUCUUGGGAUGGAGGAGUACCAGCUCCCCUCCUCCUCCCUGACCGAGUUCUUCAUCCACGGGAGGGCGCCUCCAUUCCCAGCAGCCGAAGAAGUAAUUCAAAUCUUAAUUUUCCUUUAUGAAGGCCAGUCCGUCGGGUAGUAAGACCUCAGCGGUCGAUCCGCUUAAUAACAGUUUAUCGUUAACCAUCACAGUGUAAUUCAACUUUUAUCCUUCAACAUUCAGUAGAACAUGUGUUUCUAGUCUCUGAUCAUGUUUCAUUGUAAACAACCAAUCAGAGGAGAGCUAGUAAUGU
Anarrhichthys ocellatus (wolf-eel) is the source of this 1169-nucleotide messenger RNA. Its product is annotated as protein asteroid homolog 1-like. The record is from RefSeq and is a predicted model, not a curated record. The transcript has 2 exons. Gene Ontology annotation, molecular function: nuclease activity. Bases 20 to 1015 code for a protein of 331 amino acids. NCBI's taxonomy places the organism in Eukaryota, Metazoa, Chordata, Actinopteri, Perciformes, Anarhichadidae.